AUGAACCCACAGAUAGUAUAUUCAAACCCUGCUCCACAGCCGUGUCCAACUGGCCCACUUCCACUCUCCCAAAUCCCUGGUUUCUUCACCUCUUCUUGUGGGCUGUUAAACCAAUCGAACGCAAACAUCAACGAUUGCUCUUCUAUUUCCAAUUCUUCCAACAAUCUCGUUUCUUCUGCAACCUGUCUCACAGCCUCUGGUUUACCUCAUAUUGCAACCGCCUCUCCUCUUUCUGCACCCCAGCUGGCUACAUUUUCUCCCUCUAUGCCUCCGACUUCCACUCCCAUUGUCGUGGCAUCGUCUACUUCUGAUCCAACUCACCUCUCUACAUCUGGUUGGCCGAUAUCUGGCCAUGAGGUCCCUGGUCUCGUCCCCCACCAAUCACCACACUCGCCACAGCCUCAGUUAGCCGGAGUGGGUACUGUGCCUUCGCUACACAUCUCUACAGCUCUACCAAGUGCCUUAACUACAACAACCAUUAGCGCUAGUGUUACACCAGACUUCGUCCCUAAUCUUAGCACGAUCUCUUCCUCCACGCAAGCUUCGCUAAUGCCUUUCCAUGGUACUCAUCAGCCAGUUUCAAUUGUCUCAGCAACUCAGUCAUCUGAAUUCUCUAAUGGACCUGUUUCUAACACAUCAACUAUCUCUCCUACUUGUCGAACCAUGCUUGUACCAUCCACUCGUCGAUGGCGAUCUGGAACAUCGAUCCAAUUAGUUUCUCCAAAUUCUCCUAUCCUCACUCAAACGUCGACUCCUAUCUCUACAGGCAUCGUAUAUGGAACAACGGAAUCUGCAACGGCUUUAGCUAGCACUUGUGUCUCUACCAGCUUCGCAACAGGUAAGCUUGAUCUGGCAUCUUUAUUUUGA
Messenger RNA from Protopolystoma xenopodis, 867 nucleotides. The record is from the annotation of a GenBank genome assembly. NCBI's taxonomy places the organism in Eukaryota, Metazoa, Platyhelminthes, Monogenea, Polystomatidea, Polystomatidae.